This is a messenger RNA of Penicillium egyptiacum, 1062 nucleotides long. The record is from the annotation of a GenBank genome assembly. Lineage: Eukaryota; Fungi; Ascomycota; Eurotiomycetes; Eurotiales; Aspergillaceae.
AUGUCACACUCUCCUGAGGAGCUCAAGGGGAUCGCCAUUGCAGGGCGAGUCUCUUCAGUCCUCUCUAUUCUAGGUUCAUUCACAAUAGUCGGCGCCUUUUCUCUUUCUCGGCAUUUCCGGAGCCCUAUUCAUCGUAUAAUAUUCUUCAAUUCCUUCUAUAAUCUGUUCGACUCUGUCGCUACCAUGAUAUCCACUAGUGGACCUGCAGCUGGAGAUACUUCAUCGCUAUGUCAAUUCCAAGGCUUUGCUCUUCAGAUGUUUCCAGUAGCUGACGUGCUCUGGACAUUCGCAAUGGCCUUGGAUACAUACUUGGUUGUCUUCCAUCAUUUUGAUACUCAAUCUUUGCGCAAGCUCGAACCAAAAUACAUUGGCGUUAUUUCUAUUCUCUCAUUCAUCCCUGCCUUUGCCUUCCUCUUCAUCCGUGGUGGUGAGAAAGGUCCUAUUUAUGGUGACGAGACCAUCUGGUGCUCAAUAGCUCGCAGUUGGAUGAUCCUCCGCAUAAUAUUCUACUAUGCACCCGUAUGGCUGAUAAUAGUCAUCGUCCUAAUACUAUAUUGUCUCAUCGGUAUCGAGAUAACGCGAGUUCGCGACGAGUUCAAAUUAAGCGAUGACGAUCAUAUCGCGCUGACUGGCAAUUCUGCCAGCAGCGUCACGACCGUGGAAGCGAAUUCCCGGAAAAAACCAGCUUUCACCCCGGAAUCUACUAUAACAAGCGAUAACACGGACCAAGAUACCUUCCAGCAUCCUCUAUCUAGAAAAGCCCCGGCAACAUAUCAAACUCCGCAACAGAGACGUGUGUCACUGAGACAAUACGUGAUCAUGCCAUCGCUUUUCUUCCUUGCGAUGUUAGCAACGUGGAUUGCACCUACCAUCAACCGUAUCUCGGAAUUCGUGCAUCAUAAGCAUGGAACAUAUUCACUUCUGCUCGCUGUGAGUACAUUGGGGUCCCUGCGUGGGUUUUGGAAUGGUGUUAUUUUCAUAACUAUCGGGAUGAAGGGAUGGAAGAGACGAGCUUCGCAGAGGAGAAUGGCUCUUAGACAGAUUAGGAAUGGUCGUGGGUGA